Molecule: messenger RNA, 3109 nt
Organism: Enhydra lutris kenyoni (northern sea otter)
Lineage: Eukaryota; Metazoa; Chordata; Mammalia; Carnivora; Mustelidae
Product: Scm like with four mbt domains 1
Exons: 20
Coding region: 1-2601 (866 amino acids)
Biological process (GO): regulation of DNA-templated transcription
Cellular component (GO): nucleus
Molecular function (GO): histone binding; transcription corepressor activity
Source: RefSeq, a predicted model, not a curated record
AUGUCCAUGUUCAUCUGUGUUGUCAUGUAUGCUGGAUCUGGUGUGGAAGAAGUGGAAUUAAGCUGGGAAGAUUAUCUAGAAGAGACCGGGUCCACUGCAGUUCCCUAUGGAUCGUUUAAACAUGUGGACACACGUUUGCAAAAUGGAUUUGCUCCUGGGAUGAAACUGGAGGUGGCUGUGAAGACAGACCCUGAAACCUACUGGGUUGCCACCAUCAUCACCACCUGUGAGCAGCUGCUGCUUCUCCGCUAUGAUGGCUACGGGGAGGACCGGAAGGCCGACUUCUGGUGUGACAUCAGGAAGGCCGACCUCUACCCCAUUGGGUGGUGUGAGCAGAAUAAGAAGACCCUUGAAGCCCCAGAAGGCAUUAGAGAUAAAGUGUCUGAUUGGGAUGAGUUUCUGCGGCAGACCCUGAUGGGAGCGUGUAGCCCUCCUGUUCCACUUCUCGAAGGCCUCCGCAACGGGAGGAAUCCUUUAGAUCUCAUUGCUCCAGGCUCCAGGCUAGAAUGUCAAGCUUUCCGGGACUCAUUAAGCACUUGGAUUGUUACUGUAGUAGAAAACAUUGGGGGAAGGCUGAAGCUGCGUUAUGAAGGACUUGAAAGUUCUGACAAUUUCGAGCAUUGGUUGUAUUACUUGGACCCGUUUCUUCAUCACGUUGGUUGGGCUGCUCAACAGGGAUAUGAGCUUCAGCCCCCAUCAGCCAUCCGGCAUCUGAAGAAUGAAGCUGAGUGGCAGGAGAUCUUGGCCAAAGUGAAAGAGGAGGAGGAGGAGCCAUUACCAUCAUACUUAUUUAAGGACAAACAAAUUAUUAGCACUCAUUCAUUCUCUGUAAAUAUGAAGUUGGAAGCUGUGGACCCCUGGUCUCCUUUUGAGAUCUCUCCCGCUACAGUUGUUAAGGUUUUUGAUGAGAAGUACUUCCUGGUGGAAAUGGAUGAUUUGCGACCAGAGAAUCAUGCCCGGCGAUCUUUUGUGUGUCAUGCUGACAGUUCUGGUAUUUUCCCCGUGCAGUGGAGUCUGAAGAAUGGUUUACACAUCAGCCCCCCUCCUGGCUACCCAGGCCAGGACUUUGAUUGGGCCGACUACCUCAAACAGUGUGGUGCUGAAGCUGCUCCCCAGAGGUGCUUUCCUCCGUCCAUUUCUGAGCAUGAAUUUAAGGAGAAUAUGAAGCUUGAGGCAGUGAACCCUCUUCUCCCCGAAGAAGUGUGCGUUGCCACCAUUACUGCGGUGAGAGGCUCCUACCUGUGGCUCCAGCUGGAGGGUUCUAAGAAGCCCAUACCGGAAUGUAUUGUGAGUGUGGAAUCCAUGGAUAUAUUUCCUUUGGGCUGGUGUGAAACCAAUGGCCAUCCCCUCAGCGCCCCUCGCCGAGCACGAGUACACAAACAGAGGAAAAUUGCAGUGGUUCAACCAGAAAAACAAAUACCAUCCUCCAGGACUGUCCACGAGGGUCUGAAGAAUCAGGAGCUGAACUCCACAGACUCAGUUAUGAUUAAUGGAAAAUACUGCUGUCCAAAGAUAUAUUUCAACCACCGUUGCUUCUCAGGGCCAUAUCUUAACAAAGGAAGAAUCGCUGAGCUGCCUCAGUGUGUAGGGCCUGGGAACUGUGUUCUGGUCCUCAGAGAGGUCCUCACUUUACUUAUCAAUGCAGCCUACAAACCCAGUCGCGUCCUUCGGGAGCUGCAGCUGGACAAGGACUCCGUGUGGCAUGGAUGUGGGGAGGUCCUAAAAGCCAAAUACAAAGGAAAGAGUUACCGGGCUACUGUUGAGGUAGUGAAGACAGCAGAUCGCGUGACAGAGUUCUGCAGGCAAACCUGCAUCAAACUGGAGUGCUGUCCGAAUCUCUUUGGCCCGAGGAUGGUUCUGGACAAGUGUUCUGAGAACUGCUCUGUGCUUACAAAGACCAAAUACACACACUAUUAUGGAAAGAAGAAAAAUAAAAGAAUCGGGAGGCCACCUGGUGGGCAUAGCAACUUAGCAUGUGCCCUGAAAAAAGCCAGUAAGCGGAGGAAGAGGCGGAAAAAUGUCUUUGUCCAUAAGAAGAAACGCUCCUCGGCAUCUGUUGAUAACACCCCGGCGGGCUCGCCCCAGGGAAGUGGCGGUGAAGAUGAGGAUGACCCAGAUGAAGGGGACGACGAUUCCCUGAGUGAGGGCAGUACGUCGGAGCAGCAGGACGAGCUACAAGAAGAGUCAGAAAUGUCAGAAAAAAAGUCGUGCUCUUCCUCACCCACCCAGAGUGAGAUCUCUACAUCACUGCCUCCCGACAGACAACGGAGAAAAAGAGAGCUUCGCACUUUUUCAUUUUCUGAUGAUGAGAAUAAACCUCCUUCACCAAAGGAAAUAAGGAUUGAAGUUGCCGAGAGGCUCCAUCUGGACAGUAACCCCCUCAAGUGGAGCGUGGCGGACGUGGUCCGGUUCAUCAGAUCCACCGACUGUGCUCCGCUGGCGAGGAUAUUUCUAGACCAGGAAAUUGACGGACAGGCCCUGUUGCUUCUUACCCUUCCCACUGUUCAAGAGUGCAUGGAUUUAAAAUUGGGCCCCGCCAUCAAACUCUGCCACCACAUAGAGAGGAUCAAGUUUGCAUUCUAUGAGCAGUUUGCCAACUGAGAAGGACAACCAAAGUGAGCUGUGUCUUCGCAGCACAAGUGCAGCAAAUCCUUCUCGCUGCUCUCCAAGCUGCGCUGAGUCAGCCCUGGGGCUCUGGGCGCUGCAGGGCUCGGCCUGCUCUCUUUGCACUUUCAGGGAAGGAGGACCCACACCGAGGAAGCAAAAACUGCAUGGAAGGGGCUCCCCUGCCAGUGGGAAUGUGGGCAUCUCUUGGUCAGCAGAUUGCAGUUUUAAAAAGAAGAAGGGUUGUGAAGAAAAGACUCGUGUCAGAAGAACGAACAUUUCCAGUGGUGUGGCCUGAAAACGAAGAAGAACCUUGGCGGCCGGAAAGCACCCUUAUGGUUGUGUUCUUUUUGUUCUGUUCCUUCCCAUUGUAGAUUGAACUCUUUCCUGGAAAGAGAGGACAUAGCUUUAAGUCAGCACUGAUUUGGGACUGUGCCUAAGGCACCUCAGUGCUUCACUGUCAUUGUGUUUUUAAGCUUUUUUAAAUUAAAACAGUUCAUUUUGG